This is a messenger RNA of Didymosphaeria variabile, 2112 nucleotides long. RefSeq lists its product as uncharacterized. The transcript is spliced from 3 exons. NCBI's taxonomy places the organism in Eukaryota, Fungi, Ascomycota, Dothideomycetes, Pleosporales, Didymosphaeriaceae. Gene Ontology annotation, molecular function: protein disulfide isomerase activity. The record is from RefSeq and is a predicted model, not a curated record. Bases 1 to 2112 code for a protein of 703 amino acids. Gene Ontology annotation, cellular component: endoplasmic reticulum.
AUGCGCUCCGUAUUAUUCUCCCUCCUUUCGCUGGCGACCAUUGCCACAUCGCUCGCCCUAGAACCGCGCGCUCCCGCAAAGGGCGACUCUACCAAAGCAGACGAUGACUGGGAAGAAGAGAUCGUGCCCGAUACUAUAUUCAAUGGCCAGACAGUGCCACCAAUGAACGAGCUCGGUACGGACGUAGACAAGGAAAUCAGCCAUGGAAACUGGAUCGUCGAAUAUUACUCACCCGCGUGCCCGCAUUGCAUGCGCUUCAAGCCCGUAUAUCAAACAUUAUACGAAUUCUACUACACCUCCAAGCCCAUCACCACAUCGCAAGAGAGCGACGAAGACGGCCUUAACUCGUUCACUCGAUGGUACGAUUUCAAGUUCGCAAAGGUCGACUGUUUGGCAUACAGGGACACAUGCGGGGACCACGAUAUACAAAAUUACCCUUCGAUCGUACAAUACAAGGAUGGAAAGGAAGUCGCGAAGAAGAUUGGCGAACAGUCACUCAAAGACAUGAGCGGCUGGGUGGAAGAGAUCUUGGAAACAAUAAAACCAGGCUCCCGCAAGCAAGGUGGACCAAAGCUGCCAAAAGUUGGCGCGAACUCUGUCGAGACCGGACCGGAGACAGAAGUUGAGGCAAAGGAUAAUGAUCAGGGAGUCGAGGCCGCAAAGGAAACAACAAUUGCAGCACCCUCUAGAACAAGCGACCCUCCUAAGGUGGCCAAGCCCACGUCUGCGAAGCCCACUUCUACCCAGAAUCCCUCAGGUAUCUCAGUCGCUCUCAACCCAGAGACUUUCCAAGACUUAGUAACAACUACUUCUGACCCCUGGUUCAUCAAAUUCUACGCGCCUUGGUGCCACCACUGCCAGGCAAUGGCUCCUAUGUGGGCGCAGAUGGCUCGUGAGAUGCAGGGCAAACUCAACAUUGGAGAGGUUGACUGCGACGCGAACAAUAGGCUUUGCAAGGAUGCUGGCGUCAAGGGAUAUCCCACCAUCCUCUUCUUCCGUGGAGGCGAGCGUACCGAGUACAACGGUAUGCGCGGGCUGGGUGAUUUCCUCGAUUAUGCUAACAAGGCCGUCGCGGUGGGUGAAGGAGUCCAGGACGUAGACCUUGCAGCUUUCAAAGAGAUGGAGAAGACCGAGGAGGUCAUCUUCGUGUAUUUCUACGAUCAUGCGACAACUUCGGAAGACUUUCAGGCGCUUGAUCGACUCACUCUGAGCUUGGUCGGUAAGGCGAGGCUUGUCAAGACCAACGAUCAGGCUAUGUUCGACCGUUUCAAGAUCUCCACCUGGCCGCGUAUGAUGGUCUCCAGGGAUGGUAAGCCGACAUACUACGACCGUCGUACGCCAAAGGAGAUGCGCGACACACAGAAAAUGUUGUCCUGGAUGAAGUCAGUCUGGAUCCCCAUUGUCCCAGAACUCAAGGGUGAAAAUGCUCGUGAGAUUAUGGACGGAAAAAUGGUCGUACUUGCGAUACUCGAUAGGGAGAACAAGGCUGAAUUCGAGGCCGCUAGGCGCGAACUCAAGAAUGCCGCCCUUGAAUGGAUCGAUAAAGAAGACCAGACGUACCAGCUCGAACGCCAAGAACUCCGAGACGCAAAGCAGCUGCGCAUUGAAGAAGCUGAAGACAAGGGAGAUCAGCGAGCUCUGCGUGAUGCCAAGGGUACCCGCAUCGACAUGAACGAUAUCAAGCGUAAACAAGUUGGGUUCGCUUGGGUGGAUGGUGUAUUCUGGGAACGCUGGAUUCGCACGACAUUCGGCAUUGACGUGAAAGAUGGGGAGAGGGUCGUCAUCAAUGACGAAGACAACAAUCGCUAUUGGGACGUCAGCAUUAACGGCGAAUUCAUCCGUCCCAGUCGUUCCUCCAUUCUCGACACCGUCAAAGAAGUAACCAAGAACCCGUCUACCAUCAGCCCGAAAUCCACCUCCGGAACCUUCAUGUCCUUCUUCCACUCGAUCCGCCGCUUUGGCUCCGAUCACCCCAUCUUCGCACUCGGUCUGGCCGUCGUCGGCAUCGCUGCAUCGUACCUUGCCAAGAGAAAGCGGAGAACAGGCGGGUACUUCCAGCUUGGAGAGAAGGACGGGAUAUUGGGCGGAACUGGCUUGGGCAAGAAUGACUAG